GCCAGCACUCAGCAGAGCAACGGCUCCUCAGUCACUCGUUCACUUUGCAGUUACCAACUCAAUACACUCCUUUUUUAUUCAACCACCAGACACCCAGCCCUCCGCCAAAAUGAAGGCCGCCUUCUUCUCCCUCUUCGCCUUCGCCGCCUCGGCCCUCGCCUCGCCCAUCAUCGCCCAGCGCCAGGUUACCGUCCAGGUCGAUACGCUUGACAACCUGAUCCAGCUCGUCAAGGGCCACACCGCCAACAUCAACAAGACCAUCUCGGCGGUGCAGGAGAACCCGACGGUAGAGGAGCAGACCUCGACGGCGGCCGCGCUGCUGCCCGAGCUGCAGGCCAUCACCGAGGCGGUGCAGUCCGUCACCGGCGGCCUCGUCCAGCGCCAGGUCGCCGUCAGCGUCGACGCCCCCGAGGUCGUCGACGGCGUCCAGGAGAAGGUCCAGGAGCUCACGCUCGAGAUCGCCAGCACGCUCAACGCCGUGAUCGCCAAGGUUGGCCUGUGUAGGUGCUUCCUCUUUCCUAUAGACCCCACCGUUCCGUCCUACCGGUUUCUCCAUUGUAUAGAGGGAUAUACCCGGUAGACUGGCUGUGCUAUUCUUGAUGGAGAAACAUAAGAGAACCGAAGCUGACGUUUUCUGCCUGCCAGCCUCCGUCAUCGCCGGCGUCACGCCCCUGCUGUCUGCGCUGCUCGGGCUCGCCGGCAGCAUCGAGAAGGUCGUCGGUGGCGUGCUGGCCGUCGUCAAGGGCCUGCUGGCCACCGUGCUGGGUGGGGUUGCCGGGCCGCUUCUCGGCUUGCUCUUCUAAAUGGGGCUCACGCGCAUGGACACGAGCUGAUGACCUCU
Thermothielavioides terrestris NRRL 8126 is the source of this 841-nucleotide messenger RNA. RefSeq lists its product as uncharacterized. Bases 110 to 580 code for a protein of 156 amino acids. NCBI's taxonomy places the organism in Eukaryota, Fungi, Ascomycota, Sordariomycetes, Sordariales, Chaetomiaceae. The record is from RefSeq and is a predicted model, not a curated record. The transcript has 2 exons.